CGAGUGGACGAUCCUAUUCAGCUCGGAACACCGUUUUCUACUUAGAACAGAUUUAUGAUCUGUAAGUCUAAUUGGUAGUCUGUGGAGUCGAAGCACACUGCUAGUAAACACUUUCUUGACGCCAUAGUGAUAAACAAGGAGUGUGUUUGGGUUGGGAGUGAUAUGUGAAACUCCUGUUUUCCUGAGUAAGCAUAAUAAGCAUCAUAAGCAAAAAAGUUAAAAAAAAUUCCCCAAACCCAUGGGGCCCAUAUCAAAGGGACUGUGACGACAAACUUCUUGCUGGGGAAUAAAAGCAACAGGCAAGAGAGGAACUUUAAAAAACAUAUAUCAAAAACAUCCCUAAGGGUUUCAAUUAAUUCAAUAAAGCAAAGGCAACAGCUUGUGUCUAAGGCCAUACGAAAACAAAAUUUGAAGAGAAUAAAUUAUUGCAUUUUGUGAUUCGAGUUGAAAUGUUCAGAGAAAAGUCAAAUAGUGUAGAAAAAAGUUGAAAUGUCGGGAAUGAUGUCGAACAAAAUCAGAGUCAUUUUCUUGUUGAGGAUGUUGAUAGUAAGGAAGAAAGUUGCAAUUUUUGAGAAAUAAGUUGAGUAAAGCUGGUAAAGUCGAAAACAAAUCUGGUUAUUAGAAGAAAAGUCAAAACAUCAACGAUAAAGUCAAAAUUUCACAAAUAAAUUUGAAUUGUCAAGAAAUAAUAACAUUUAAAAUUGUAAUUCUGUCACAUUUUUAAAGAAUGUAUACCGGACUGCUAACUCUUGAUAUAUAUUGUGCCAACGUACAAAACCAUCUUGCGUGGAAGAGCUGGUGAAAUUGAACUUCAGAAUCCGUUUCGGUGACAAGGACAUUCACACAGUUUCUCUUCUGGCAGAGAAACAACACUGGUGAUUCUCUUCAAAACAAUGAUCUCAACUUUAAUCUCCAAAUGCAAAAGGGAACCAAAUAUAUCUCCUUUAAUUUUGUAUGGCCCCUAAAACCUUUUCCUCCUUGGAGUUAUUCCUUUAGUAAAGAUUUAUGUCAUUGACGCAUGGUCCCGCCUCCUCUGACCAUGUGAUGGAUACACACAGGGAAGUUCCGUGAGUUCCUGGCCCCGCCCCCUUCCACUUGUCGCAGUUGCGUGCAGAUCCAGGCUGAAUUUCUCCCGGAAGACUCUGGACUUCAUCACGGUUCGAGGAUGCUGCGCGUUUCUCUGCUGGUUUUGAUCCUUAUCGCAAAUGCAUCCAGCUUAAAGAUUCAGAACAAGCUGAUAGGUAAAUGUCUGCAGGUACAAGAAGGGACAUGGGGAGGCAGAGUGUCUCUGGGGGAGUGUAGCCCAUAUUCAAGAGUACAGGAGUGGAGCUGGCUCCCGGAGAGCCAGGCUCUCAGCAGUCACCACACUGGGGAGUGUCUGACGGCUCCGGCAGAGCUGUAUGAAGGGGUCCACCUGCAGCCCUGCAUUUCAGGGCUUGAAAGCGACGGGGCUGGCGAUGGAGGGGCAGCAGCGGAAAUGGGCAGAGAGCCGAACAGCCAGGCGUGGUCCUGUUCCAAGAAAGGCCACCUCACUUUGAUGGGGAGGGGAGUGCACCUCAGUGCCACUCCACAAUCCACUUUGGUGUACCUAUCACGGGAACAUAAACAGCAGGGCAGCAGGUGGCGGACACUUGACAACCAGACAUUGUGCAAUGGGAGAGAAAGAAAACAUAACCAGCACCAAGAUCAAACCCACAUCUAUGUGGGAAAAUCUUUGGGAGCUGGGGUGUUUCCAAGUGCCGAUGAAAACAGAGAAGCUGCUGAACCAUUUGAAGGUAUAAUUGAUGUCAAGGCCACAGAAACAUAUCUGGUGAUGAAUGGGACUCAUUCGCCCCUGAUCACCAAAUCCCCUGCAGAUCCCACCAUGGUUUUCUUCAGUAUGGAUUAUGGGAUGGCCUGGAAGAUAACCAUGCUGGUCUUAAGCUCUUUGGCGCUGGUCCUGGGGACUGUGAUUCUUAUCCUGAAUGUUUACUCCAAUAGCAGGAGGAAGAAGGUGGUGUGUGUCUUGAAGUCGUACAACGUGAGGCCACAGGCGAGUGUUCCUGGGUCCCCCGUGGCCAAUGAGAGAGCCCCGCUGACGGAGCACGCCAUGCGCCUCCCCCACUCCUCCCCCACUGUACAUCGGGGAGAGAUCCUGAUUGAGUGGAAGGACGGCACCGUUACACCGCUGUACGAGGCCUGAAGGCGGUGCUGUUUGUGGGGUUCUGGACAUGGGUGUGUGUAUGUGUGCAGGAUAUACAUACAAUUGAUAAACAAGAGGCAAAAUAAGGUUUCAGGCUGCUGGCAUCAGAGAGACACAGGGCAAUGGAAAGUUCAUGGCUCGGUAUCAGGCCAUUUUUUAAGGCUUAGAUGCCAGAGGAAGAUAAAAGCUGCUGAGAAGCUGCCAGAAAAGAAGAAGAUUGAGUUUGAGCUGGGCUUUGAGCGUUUAAAGAUACUGAGUCCUGACUGCUAAAUAAACCUUUGAGCGUUCAGAUAUUGUUUGUAGACGUAAUAUAAGUAUCAUGUAAGGGCUCAACAAAGCCACUGAUAGCUUAGGCCUUUAGUUUGAUAAAUAAACACUAAUCUUUUCUUGCUGUAAGGCCCAAACCACUGUAGAUGAGGAUCUGAUCCGGUUGUUUUAGUUUAAUGUCAUCUAAUAUGACUCACCUCGGCCGCUGAGACUUAAUGCACUUAAUAUGAGGAUUAAUAAGCCUAUUAACAGUUGUGUUGCACUGUACUUUACUGUGUUGUGUUGCCAGAAACAGUGUUUGGUGAAAGUGGUCCAGACAUAAUUCAGUAUCAUUGAAUGUCAUGUACUAACUGAAGAUGAUUCAGAAGAAAGUCUGAACACAGUUUAACUAUGAAAUGUUAAUUAAUGGUCUGUCACUGUAAAACGUUCACUACUGUCGAUUUCGUAAUGCACUUUGCUUUAAAACUACUGUACCAUUUUUUUUAUAUUUAAAUUUGUAAUUGCACGAUGGACGUUCUUGACCUUGGUAACAGCAUUUGUCAACACAGUCUCCACUCAAUGGCUGUCGACAAGCUUUUUUAUGGAGAGUUCAACGAUAUUCAAAAGUCUUCAUUUGUGGGCUGAGCAGUAACUGAACACUAGAUCUCUGAAGUUGCCAGCAAACGUUUUCAGACAUGAACUCGCAGAGUUGUGUCCAGACUUUCUCCGGAAGUUUUUCCUUUCAGACAUGAACAACACACCAGCAGACCGUGUCUCUGCUCAGACACGAUAAAGGCACAAUAAUGUGUUAUGGGAUAGUUCACUAAUCUUAAAUUAAUUACUCACCACUAUGCCGAUGGAGGGUUGGGUGAAGUGUUUGAGUCCACAAAACUCUUUUGGAGUUUCAGGGGUAAACAGUGGUGCAUCUCGUCGGAAGACAUCAGCGGACAUUUAGGAUGACACCACAGGAGCAGUAUGGAGGCAUGUUGUGUUGUUUCUGUUAAUUACGUUUAAGCUUUGCUCACUACUUUCUGCAUUUGUGUUGGAAUCUGCUGCAACUCUGUUUACCCUGAACCUCAUAAAGUGUUUUUUGGACUCAAACACUUCUCCCACCGCUCCAUCGGCACAGUGGUGAGUAGAUAGUGAGUGAAUUUUCUUUUCUGGGUGAACUAUCCCUUUACUAUCCCUCUUGAAGCUAGAUAAGAAAAUCCACAAUUACCCUGGGAGGGAUAAUGAAAACAUAUCCUGGGUAUGUUGAACUCACUUUGUCGUGUAUUAUUUAUACUAUGGUAUAUUUUACUAAAAAGUUUUCUAAAGCUAUGAACUUCCUAAUUAAAAGUCAAACGGUACGUA
Molecule: messenger RNA, 3781 nt
Organism: Pleuronectes platessa (European plaice)
Lineage: Eukaryota; Metazoa; Chordata; Actinopteri; Pleuronectiformes; Pleuronectidae
Exons: 6
Coding region: 1166-2182 (338 amino acids)
Source: RefSeq, a predicted model, not a curated record